AUGAGAGCUUUCCUCACUUUGUUCACAUCUGCUGCUGUCAUUCUCCUGGUAAUUGAUGGAGGUUUGUGUGUGGAUAUCGUUGGAGGAAGUGAAGUAGCACCACACUCUAGACCAUUUAUGGCCCUAAUCCAAAGAGCAAAUGGAAAGCUUAUUUGUGGAGGAGCUUUGAUCAAGAAAAACUGGGUGUUAACAGCUGCCCACUGUAACGUGGAAGGAGGCAAAGUUAUUCUUGGAGCUCAUUCGCAGAAAGCAAGAGAAAAAGAAAAACAGGUUUUUGAGAUUGCAAGACAAAUUCCCUACCCAGGCUACAAUUGCCGUAGUAAGGAAAAAGACAUUAUGCUGCUGCAGCUUGACAAAAGAGCAAUAAUUACUAAAGCUGUGAAAAUCAUUCCCCUGCCUACCUCAGCUGAUGAUCCCAAACCAGGAACAACUUGCAGCAUAGCAGGAUGGGGACAAACUCACAAAUAUCUGAAAAAUUAUUCUGAUACCCUGAGGGAGGUCAAUAUCACUGUCAUCAGCAGGCAAAUCUGCAACGACAACAAACAUUAUAAUAAGAAACCUGUCAUAACAGAAGACAUGAUAUGCGCAGGUGAUAAGAGUGGAGGAAAAGACUCAUGUUCUGGGGAUUCUGGCGGACCUUUAAGAUGCAAUAAUGUGAUGAGAGGCAUUACUGCUUUCGGGAAGUCAAACUGUGCCACGCCCGAUGGCCCUGGUGUCUACACUCGUCUCACAAAGCAAUACCUUCAGUGGAUAAGGACAACCAUACAGGGAGACGAAUAG
Molecule: messenger RNA, 780 nt
Organism: Eurypyga helias (sunbittern)
Lineage: Eukaryota; Metazoa; Chordata; Aves; Eurypygiformes; Eurypygidae
Gene: GZMA
Product: granzyme A (granzyme 1, cytotoxic T-lymphocyte-associated serine esterase 3)
Exons: 5
Coding region: 1-780 (259 amino acids)
Biological process (GO): proteolysis
Molecular function (GO): serine-type endopeptidase activity
Source: RefSeq, a predicted model, not a curated record